Messenger RNA from Uloborus diversus, 2348 nucleotides. RefSeq names its product tyrosine-protein phosphatase non-receptor type 13-like. NCBI's taxonomy places the organism in Eukaryota, Metazoa, Arthropoda, Arachnida, Araneae, Uloboridae. Gene Ontology annotation, cellular component: cytoskeleton. The transcript has 16 exons. The record is from RefSeq and is a predicted model, not a curated record. Gene Ontology annotation, molecular function: cytoskeletal protein binding. The coding region runs from base 159 to 2348 and encodes 729 amino acids.
UUGCGUUGUGUUUAUAUUUACUCUAAUUCCUCUACCUUAAAGUCAAUUAUGUAACUUUAUCAGAAGUUUUGAAUUAUCCCAAGCAUGUUGCUGAUGUUAAAAAAAACUAUGUAAGUAUUACUAAGGAUGAUAUCAAGCAAUGAAUAGAUGACUUCCUGAUGGCUGCCAGGGAAUUUGAAAGCAUGCCUUCAAUGAAUGCUGUGUAUGUCUCUCUGAAAGAAGUUUUAGAAGUCAGAGGCAAGCCUCUUGAUGAAUGGGAACUUUGGGGUCUAAUGUAUGAAACAGUUCAAGCAGUGCUGGAUGUUUUUCUGAAAGGACUUGCAGCUUCAAAUGGCCUUCCCCAAUAUUUAGUUUCUGCGGAUAAUCUGUUAUGCUCUGCAAAUGGCCAUGUUAAAUUGACACCAAACAGAAUAGAAACAUUUAGUUACUUUGAUCCGGACUUACCUGAUAAAAAGCUUCCCUCAGAUGACUGCUCCUUAGAAAAGAUGUACGUUAAUUCAAUUGCCCAAACCAUACAGUAUGCAGCUAAUUAUUCAUUAGACGAGAAACAUCAGAAAAAGCUAUCGCCACUGAUGAAAACUGUUUUGCAAGCUAUGUGUCAAAAAAAUGAUUUACAGAUGGUCCUUUCUGAUGUGUGUGAAAUAUGCAAAAGUCAUGCCUUGAAGUACCUAAAUGGUUUUUCUUUUGAGAAAGCUGUUUGUUCCUUAUAUGAAGAAGUUCUAGGUGUGCCAGAAGAUGAAGAUUUAUACCAUUUAGAUGUAAAAAACAGCAACUGUAGAGAAAGACAUCCUUUAGAUGAAGGUAUGUCUGAUGAAGAUGAAAAAGCUAAGGUAAUCUCAGAAGAUUGCGGACGUAUCUCAUGCUCUGGAGUUAAUAUUAAUUCUAAUUUUGUGAUUCCUAAAACCCCUUUUAAUGCCAAAGAAAUGUGGAAAAAAGCAUAUGUUCAAGAAAUAAAAAAUAUAAGAAAGUCUAAGCCGACUGCUGAAAAAGACGUAGAGACUCCUAAUGAAGAAAUAUCUCCUGCAUCCACUAUUCAUUUGUAUUAUGAAGAUUUAAAGAAAAGAGAAAAAAAAUUGCAGUUGCUCAAAUUAAGUUCUGAAAUUCCUGACUAUCCUGUCUUUGAAGAUUUUGGUCCAUCUAUGCUGGACGGUUUGAAACCAAGAACAUCUACUAUUCCAAUGAUAUUAUCACAGAACCCUGCCAAUCUCCCUGCCAUAAACUCUAAGUCAUCUACAGAAGUUCCUAAUUGUGCUAUAGAAAGUUCUAAUGGUGCUAAAACUGAUGAUAAUGCAUUGGUGUGGCAACCUGAUUGUGUUUUUGAAAAACCUUACUAUGCAAUUGAUAAAGUGAUGCCCAAUUCUUUCAUCAAAUGGUCUGAAAUAUCAUUUCCUGGACCAGAAUUUAUCACUGGAAAACUUAAACCCCAUUAUCAACUGACAGUUCCUAUCCCUCAAAAUGGGAAAUAUUUGCAAUCAUGUUACGUUGCAGUUAUUUCUUUGUUGAAUGGAGAGCAUAUUGAUGUUCAGUGCUUACCUUCUACUACUGGUAGGCAACUCUAUCAGUUAAUCGCUGAUCAUUUGAAGCUGCAAGAACGAUACCUGUUUGGAUUGGCAUAUGAAGAAGGUGGAGAACAUGUCUUUUUAGAGAGGAAACAGCACAUAUCUGAAACAUUGCGCUCUUCUGCAACAAGCACUUCUGUUGUUUCUCCAACUGUGAUUAAAUUAAACCUCAGAGUGAAGUUUUUUGUUGAAGAUACACAUUUACUAAGGACACAUACUUUAAGACACAUGUUUUACCUUCAGCUGCGAAAGGAUUUCCUCGAUGACGAUUUUUAUUGUGAAACGAAAUCGGCAUUACUGUUGGGAGCUUUAGCUUUGCAAGCUGAGUUUGGAGAAUAUAAUUCAAAGUUGUUUGGAAAAGAAUAUUUUCUUCUUGAACAUUACUUACCCUACAUUUGCAUCAAACAUCUAAAAAGAAGUGAAGCCAAAGAAACCCUCAUGAAAAAUCACGUUGCUCUGCAAAAAAUGCCAAAAGAUGUAGCCGAAUUGAAGUUUAUACAGGGCAUGAUGAAAACUCCUGAAUAUGGAUGUCAUUUCCAUCGUGUUUUGCUGGACAAAAGAAACCUCUCCUCCAUGAUUUGGUUAGGAGUCAAAUCAGUUGGUAUCAAUGUUUACAACAGUUGCAGCAGAAGAAGCAUUUGUCAAAGCUAUCCAUGGGAAAAUAUAAGAAGAAUUUCAUUCUCCAAGAAAUAUUUUUGCAUUGUUCCUAAAACUGAAAACUAUUUAGGAAGACACGUGAUCUACAGAUUUUAUACUUCUGUUACUCAAAGGUUGUUACAUUUUCAAUAA